Nestor notabilis (Kea) is the source of this 678-nucleotide messenger RNA. It is a transcript of the gene CCNT1, whose product is annotated as cyclin T1. Lineage: Eukaryota; Metazoa; Chordata; Aves; Psittaciformes; Psittacidae. The transcript has 7 exons. Gene Ontology annotation, cellular component: cyclin/CDK positive transcription elongation factor complex; nucleus. The record is from RefSeq and is a predicted model, not a curated record. The annotation marks the transcript as partial. Gene Ontology annotation, molecular function: cyclin-dependent protein serine/threonine kinase activator activity. Gene Ontology annotation, biological process: positive regulation of DNA-templated transcription, elongation; regulation of transcription by RNA polymerase II.
CUUAACGGCGCCAUCAGGUCCCAGCUCACCAUCAACACGGCCAUCGUGUACAUGCACCGCUUCUACAUGGUGCAGUCCUUCACCCAGUUCCACCGGAACGCCGUGGUUCCAGCCGCGCUCUUCCUGGCAGCCAAGGUGGAGGAGCAGCCUCGGAAGCUGGAGCAUGUCAUCAAGGUGGCACGAGCCUGUUUGCAUCCCUUGGAAGCGCCUCUGGAACCCAAGAGCGAGGCUUAUCUGCAGCAAGCCCAAGACCUGGUCAUUCUAGAGAGCAUCAUCCUACAGACCCUGGGCUUCGAGAUCACCAUCGACCACCCGCACACGCACGUGGUGAAGUGCACGCAGUUGGUGCGAGCCAGCAAGGACUUGGCCCAAACAUCCUAUUUCAUGGCUACCAACAGCCUGCAUCUGACCACCUUCAGCCUGCAGUACACCCCUCCCGUUGUGGCCUGCGUCUGUAUCCACCUGGCUUGUAAGUGGUCCAACUGGGAGAUCCCAGUCUCCACGGACGGGAAGCACUGGUGGGAAUACGUUGAUGGCACUGUAACUCUGGAGCUCUUAGAUGCACCCCCGUUUUUUUUUAACACACCGGCCGCCAAGGUGUCGCUCAAGGAGUACCGGGCCAAGCACGCUGAGGAGUUGGCAGCGCAGAAGAGGCAGCUGGAGAACAUGGAGGCCAAU